Oncorhynchus kisutch (coho salmon) is the source of this 2185-nucleotide messenger RNA. RefSeq names its product gamma-sarcoglycan-like. Gene Ontology annotation, cellular component: sarcolemma; sarcoglycan complex. The transcript has 7 exons. The coding region runs from base 1236 to 2117 and encodes 293 amino acids. Gene Ontology annotation, biological process: cardiac muscle tissue development; heart contraction. Lineage: Eukaryota; Metazoa; Chordata; Actinopteri; Salmoniformes; Salmonidae. The record is from RefSeq and is a predicted model, not a curated record.
CCCAUAGGUAGCCCAUAACUUAGGCUGAACAAAGAGAAUGGAGAAGUGAGGCAGGCAGCGAAAUGUGGGUACCUAAUGUAGACGAUAUAAUGCAGGAGAGCAAGCCAAAGUCCUCAUGCGGAGGGAUGCUAAGCAUCACUCAGUCAGUGCCGAUUCGGGGCGUGAUUCAUGGCAUCUUGCUGGUAAAUGCCAGGUCCAUGGGUCUGAGCUACAUACAAAAGUCCCAUUGCCUCUGCAAAGGAGGGAAACUUUCUCUCUGAGACUUUGGUAAGAGAUGCUUAUUGUCAUUGAUUUGUCUGUCAUUGGUUAAGGAACAAGCUAGUAGUCUGAAGAUUCUGCCCUAUUGUUUAUCAUGUUGCAUCUUGCAUGUCAUAUGAAUUAAAGUUAUUUUUAAGUAGCAUAUGUUAUUUCAAGAUCAGAACUAUUUUUGUCGCUAUGGUAUAAAAAUGUGUAAUACAUCCCCUGAACAUGAGUCGGAUGAUGUAAAAACCAGCAAUCGCUUAAAGUUAUGUUACGGAAGAUUCAUUUUUGACCAUCACACCACUUAUUCCCAUAGAUUGUUCCCCUGUUUCAGUGUGGGAAUACUGAACAGCUCAUUAGGAUGCUUUGAACAGGAACUGAACUGACAUGUAAUUACUGGGGAGAUUUAGCAGAGUUGUUCCUGUUUUUCUUAAGGGGUUCUUCACAACAAGAUCUCAUUAGUGUUCAGUGCUGUUCAUCCUUUUGGAGGCAAAGUUAUCAUUUCCAUCUCAUCUUGUUCCCAUCAGUUAUUUAAAGCAUGCAAUGUAUAGAUUGAGAAAUGUACAGUUCACAAAUACAUUUAGGAUUUGGGGUCUCAUAUCCACUCUAAAAAUAAUUUCAUCAUACUGAAGAGAUGCCAGAAAUUAAAAACGUCUAAACAUCCAAGAUUCAAAUUGACUGGACUUCUGCUCUAAAGGAUAAUUUCACUCUCACCACGUUGAAGCAUUUGGUUUUCUGAUUAGUUUCUAAACAAGGUACUGUAUAAUAAUUGUUUAUCUAAAUAAAGUAAUGCAACAGCAGAUUACAUGACUUCAAUGCAAUGUGGUCACACAUAUAACAGCACAUUAUUGCAUCUUUACUUCAAACUUGUAUGACUUGUACACAUAACAUGUUGUAUGAACAUUUUUCAUUGUGAUGCUCCAUGUUUAUGCUAUGUUCCCCAAGGUUGUAGGUAGCCUAUUCUGCAACAGUGCUAUAACUGUCCUUCUCAGCUGAUGGUUUUGCAGCAAUACCCCCCACCAGCAGAGGGUGCUGAAGGCCCGGACACAGAGGAGCAGAAUGAUGAUCACAGGCUAGGGGUCUAUGGCUGGAGGAAGCGCUGCCUCUAUCUGCUGGUGCUUCUCCUGCUCUCCACCCUGCUGGUCAACAUUGCCCUGACAAUCUGGAUCCUCGGGGUCACCUGUCUCAACACAGAAGGAAUGGGGCAGCUGAGAAUAACAUCAGAUCGGGUGAGGCUUGAUGGAGUGUCCGAGUUCCUCUUCUCUCUCUACGCCCAAGAGAUACACUCCAAACAGGACACCUCCCUUCUUAUCCACUCUGAGUCCCAGAAUGUCACGCUCCAAGCCUGCAAUGGGGAAGGAGGUGUGUUAGGUAGCCUUAACCUGGGUCCACAAUCCAUGGAAAGCGUAGGACAACAUUUUGAGGUGAUGACAAGCACUGGGAAAUUGUUAUUUUCUGCUGGUACAGAACAGGUAGUUGUUGGAGCGGAUAAGCUAACCAUUACAGGGUCUGAUGGUGCUCAGUGUGAACAUUCCAUAGAGACAUCCCUGGUCAGGGCAGAGCAUUCCAUGGACUUGAGGCUAGAGGCCCCCACCCGGUCCCUCCACCUGGAUGCUCCAAAGGGAGUCCACAUCAAAGCAGUGUCCGGCAGCGGCCAGGCCGUGUCCAGCAUGGACAUCUCUCUACUCUCUAUGGACGGAGUGUUGAUUCUGGAUGCUGAGAGGGUGCAGCUGCCCAGGUUACCUCUGAGUGGAGAAGGAGAGAAAGGGAGUCCUGGGGAGCAGUUGUAUGAAGUGUGUGUGUGUCCUGAUGGAAGACUGUACCUGUCCAAAGCUGGUCACACCUCCACCUGCCAUGACAACAGUCACAAUUGUUAAAAGACCACACUCUAUUAUCUUGAGAUUUGUAUUUACCUGGGAUCAUCUUUAUAAAUACAUCAUCAUCA